AUGCCGUCGCGGUCAUUAGGACGAAAUGUUGACCUGGAAAGAGAGGAGAGGACACACUUUAAUGGAGAUGACUGCCAACCUCCAGCACCUACAGAAUACACACGCCUCUUAUCACACGAACAUUCUACCUUCCUCAAUCCUGACGAUCCUGCUGUUUCCCCAUACAACCUCUGGACCAUUCGUGCUAUUCAUGGUCUUUCCUCUUUUUUUCUCGCCAUUUCUUGUAUUUGGUGGACUUUUCUGCUGGCUUCAAUGUUUUUCAGUUUCAGAAUGUUAUAUGAUCGGGGCUCCGGCUUCCUUUGCUUCGCCUAUGCAACCCUUACAGCAGCAUACCUCAUCACCACUCUCCUAUUUUUCGCUGUGCCAUCAAGACCUAUGAAUUUCUGGGGUAUACUAAUUGCAGCCUUUCUCUGCGUCGAUAUGAUUAUCAUCCUCGCUGUACCGCGUAUCCUCAUUGAAGAAGGCUGGGUGGGCUUGGCCUCCGUCUCUUGGGCCACAUUCAUUGCCAUUUAUAACAUCAUUCAGACUCGCUGCGUUGAGUGGGGUAAGCGCAGAGAGGAAGAGCGUCUGACAGGUCGCCCUGAAACUAGCCGUUCCCUUCACAAAUGGACUGCAGUGCUUAUACAGACCGCCCUCAUGGCUACUAUUGGGAUCAUCGCUGUUCUCCUCACUUGCAACUUAAUCCUGCGGGUCCGCGACACUUCUUUGCCCGCCCCAGGCAACAGGUAUUACGUCCAAGGUGACAAGUUUCGAAUCCACCUUCACUGCGUGGGUAAUUUCACCAGAAACACUAAUUACCAUGAGAGAUUCCCUACUGUCCUCAUUGAAGGUGGCGAGGGCCCUGUAGAGCACACUCUCGAGCCCUUCAUUCAUAAUGCUUACCAACGUGGCAUGAUACCUCGCUACUGCUAUUGGGAUCGCCCGGGUCUUGCCUGGUCCGAUAAUGCCCCCUCCCCCUACUCGGCUGGAAUGGCCGCUGAUACCCUUUCUGAGGCUCUCUUCCUUGUUGACGAAGAAGGACCCUGGGUACUCGUCUCUGCCGGAAUUGGUGGCAUUUAUAGCCGCAUAUUCGGCAGCCGGCAUAUAUUCCAAGUAUCAGGGCUUUUACUCAUUGACACCAUGCACGAGGAUUAUUUGCCCAUGAUAGCCUCACCGGGUCAUGGCUUUCUUCUAUGGCUUCAAGGGAUAUUCUCGCCACUUGGCGUGGACCGCAUUAUUGGCGCUAUCUUCAAAGGGCGGACUCGGGAGGAUCGUGUCUACGGCUGCAGUGCUUAUCAGACGGGAAAAUACAUCAAAGCUAAGCUUCAAGAGAACCUCUUCGCGAUCUCUAUGACGAAAUCUGAAAUUCAGGCGGCACGCCAAAUCCCUAUGUCUAAUAUACCUUUGGUAGUAGUCAGCUCGGGUGUAGAGGUUCGGAGGAGCCAAAAAUGGGCCAAGACUCAAGAGGAUCUUACCAGAUCUACAAAGAACCUGAAGAAUUGGGAUGUUGUUGAGAACGCGUCGCAUGAGGUCUGGAAGACACCUGAAGGGAUGGAACUGCUGGAGAAGCGACUAAGCGAGUUACUAAGUUGUGAGAUUCCCGGCUGA
Molecule: messenger RNA, 1587 nt
Organism: Aspergillus uvarum CBS 121591
Lineage: Eukaryota; Fungi; Ascomycota; Eurotiomycetes; Eurotiales; Aspergillaceae
Exons: 2
Coding region: 1-1587 (528 amino acids)
Source: RefSeq, a predicted model, not a curated record